Messenger RNA from Pectinophora gossypiella (pink bollworm), 1815 nucleotides. Its product is annotated as phenoloxidase-activating enzyme-like. The record is from RefSeq and is a predicted model, not a curated record. The transcript is spliced from 7 exons. Gene Ontology annotation, biological process: proteolysis. NCBI's taxonomy places the organism in Eukaryota, Metazoa, Arthropoda, Insecta, Lepidoptera, Gelechiidae. Gene Ontology annotation, molecular function: serine-type endopeptidase activity. Bases 63 to 1067 code for a protein of 334 amino acids.
CUGUGUUUGUAUUGACAAGAGCAUCAGUCAUCUACACGCCACCAUUUUGCAAAACACACAAAAUGUUCACAAAAGUGAAUUUAGUUUGUUUUGUGCUACUUUGCACUCUUAAUUUUUCUUUUGCAAAAUAUUAUCAGUCAUAUCAAAAUUUAGUAUCAAAUAACAACAGCGAUGAUUAUUAUUAUGAUGACGAAGUUUGCGAGCCGUCUUCCCUGCCACCACACCCUGACAGUAUGUGCUGUGGAGUCGACUCCACAUCCAGCAACAGGAUUAUCGGCGGAGCACCAACAGCACUAUUCCAGUACCCAUGGCUGGCUAUGAUUGAGUACAAGAUCCUCAAGUACCAAAACUGGCUCACACCGAGAUGUGGAGGUUCCCUCAUCAGUGGAAGACAUGUGCUUACAGCAGCACAUUGCGUCGCUGGUGAAAUUCUGCUUGAUAGCACUCCAUACAACGUAAUUCUCGGGGACUAUGACAAGCACCACGAAGGUCCGGAUUGUAUCACAACCAAGGAAGGGAAGCAAUGUAACGAGGGUGCUGUGAGGAUCCGCAUCGAUAAAAUCUUCGCUCAUGAGAAGUUUGGCGAGAAAACAAUGAAGAAUGACAUUGCUCUGGUCAAGCUCAAGACCAUGGCUCCUUAUAACAAUGCCAUUCGCCCAAUCUGUCUGCCGUUUUCGAACUUGUUAAAUCACGCUCAGCGGAACCAGUUCCUGUAUGCAGCCGGUUGGGGAACUAUGAAGCAGGUUCAAGUCGGCGAGAAGUACAAGGGCACGACCAGUAGUGUGAAACGUCACGUGAUUAUGCCUUUUGUGACUACCAAGAAAUGUAAAUCAGUAUGGCGAAGUCUGGUGACGGAAAAUCACAUCUGCGCGGGUGGUGAAGGUGGCAAAGACGCCUGUAUGGGCGACUCUGGUGGCCCGUUGAUGAAUGACAAUGAUGGAAUCUUUGACAUUGUUGGAGUCGUCAGUUUCGGUGCUGGUGAUCCAUGCGGCAAACCCGGCGUCCCUGGUGUCUACACCAAUGUGUACAGAUACAAAGAUUGGAUUGCUCACCGUCUUCGGCUUUAACAGCUUUUCAUCCUCAGUCUGUUGGAUCUACAUAAAUUACAAGAGAUCACGUCUGUUUCCCAUUGGGGUAGGCAGAGAUCACGGAAUGCCACUUGCUACGAUCUUGACACACCACUUCUACUUCUUCCACUCUCAUCAAAAUUCGUCGGUUCUACAACUAUAGAUAGAUUGAGGCACAGCCCGGCUACAUCAUACAAAAAUCUUCAAUCAAUCAAUAAUACUUUAUUGCACAACGACAUAUACAAAGGACAUAAACAUACGAACCGCCGUGGUUACCGUGUAACCGCCUAACAUGUACGUGCCAGCGAAACAGACAGUCAGCGCGCGCUCCCUUACCCCUUAGCAGCUUACGGCGAUUUCAAAGUGUCAUACUACCUAUUAUGACCCACCAAUGACCCAUGGUCUGUCCGUGAAAGGGUUAAUGUAUUAUUUUUCAGUCUUAAUGUCUACCAUUCUGUAUUUAUCGGAGUAAACUAAUAAUUCGACUGUGACUGAUCAUUACAUAGACAAUCGAUAAAGCCUUAUUAGAAUUUUAACACGUUCACUGUGUAUGAACCACAUUUGAAGCAAUAAAUUUGAAACUCAUACGUGUAUGACCCAUAUGUGGGGCACAUUUUUUCUUGCCAUUGUGUGUCUAUGCAAAUGUGUGUUUAUUGGAAAAUAAUAUUGCACGUUAGGGGUUAAUAUCUAAUUCUAAUGUAUUUAAUAUCAUGUUCAUAAAUAUAAAAUAAAGGGAAUUUUAAAACUA